Messenger RNA from Pistacia vera, 1233 nucleotides. RefSeq names its product ankyrin repeat-containing protein NPR4-like. The record is from RefSeq and is a predicted model, not a curated record. NCBI's taxonomy places the organism in Eukaryota, Viridiplantae, Streptophyta, Magnoliopsida, Sapindales, Anacardiaceae. Bases 1 to 1233 code for a protein of 410 amino acids. The transcript is spliced from 3 exons.
AUGACGUGGAUGAGUGGGCAAAUGAGGGUGCAACAUGAGAUGCAAAGAUUGCAACUUGCUCAUGCUGGGAUAGCAGCACUAGGGUGUGAAUGGACUCAUUUUGUAUACCGAGCGGAUGAGGAGCAAGGCGAUGCUCCUGAUGAUGAUUCUGAGGAGAUUAGAGGUGAAGAGAUUCCCGAUUCAGCUUUUGAACUAGUCGAAUGCCUUUGGAAAGAAGUUAUGCAUUUGGAUGACUCCCAGAUUUUGAAAAUUAUUAGAAAACCUUGGUCGCUAAUAUUCGAGGCUGCAAAACAAGGAAACCUUAGGUUUCUAGACAUAAUUUUCCAUGAAUAUCCUGAUCUGAUGUUUGAAGUUGACGAAAAUAAUUACACCAUAUUUCAUUAUGCUGUUAUGUAUCGUCAUUAUAACAUUUUCAAAAUUAUUUACACCAUAGGUCCGUUGAAAAAUUUGGUAGUUAAGAAAAUAGAUAAGAAAGGGAACAACAUCUUGCAUUUGGCUGCAGAGUUGCCUAAACAAGACACACCCGGUGCUGAAUCAACUGCAACACAUUUCAAAAUGUCUAUCGAGAUGCGAUGGUUCGAGAGAGUGAAAAGAAUUUUGCAUCCAGUGGCUGCUGAAGCUGAGAAUAACAAAGGGAAAACUGCUAAAGCUAUAUUCACUGAACAACAUAGAGAGUUAAGAAAGGAAGCUGAGAAAUGGACUAAGGACAUUGCAAAUGCAAACAUCAUGGGGGCAAUACUUAUUGCCACCGUGGUUUUCGCUGCAGCUUUCACAAUACCAGGUAGCACUAAUGAAGAAACAGGGACUCCACAUUUUGUUCGAAGAGCUUCCUUCAUAGUUUUUGCAAUAUCAGAUACUAUAGCAUUACUAUUGUCCUGUUUCUCCAUACUAAUGCUCAUAACCGUUAUCUCUUCCCGAUGUGAAGAAGUAGAUUUCCUUUGGCGGAUACCUUUUGAUUUGGCUUGGGGGUUAACCUUACUUCUUUUCUCAGUAGAAGCAAUGGUGGUAGCGUUUUGUGCAACUAUGUUCAUUGUCUUCAAAGAUGGGAUGUUAUGGAUUCCUAUUCUUGUUGCGGUAAUGUCUUUUUUCACAAUCUACAAGUUCUGUGACAGAACUUGGGCUCGCUUUGGAGAUGUAAUGCAUAUUGCCGUUAUACCAGGUGAGAGUUUUUUAAAAGAAGAGAAACAACUCACAGUAUUAGAAAAAAUCAUAGCGCCAAUAUGUACAAUGUGA